AUGAAAGACGACAGGCUCUCGACUGGACGAUCGUUGGGAAACUUGUGGGACCUGGAAAGGGACGAACUAGUGGUCCGGGUCCAGAUCCCUAAGAAACAGAAGACAAAACGAGGCCUUCUGAGUAUCGCCAGCUCCAUAUAUAACCCACUGAGACUCAUCACUCCGAGCAUCAUAAGAGCCAAAAUCAUACGCCAAGAUGAGUGUAGACGAGGUGUUGGGUGGGAUGAACGAAUGGCUAAACAGAACAAGGUGGCAUGGCGAAGAUGGCUAGAUGAACUUCCUCACCUAUCACGGGUACACGUUCCACGGUGCUACCGACCCCAGGACGCAAAUCCAGUGGCUGCCGUGCAACUACACCAUUUCUGCGACGCCUCCCAAUUAGAGUAUGGAGCUGUAUCGUAUCUGAGGACCACGUGUGAAGAUGGAACCCACCAUAUCUCCUUCAUGCGUGGCAAGGCCAAGCUAGACCCUCUGAAACAGCAGACCAUACCUCGACUCGAGCUCUGA
This is a messenger RNA of Homarus americanus (American lobster), 507 nucleotides long. RefSeq lists its product as uncharacterized. NCBI's taxonomy places the organism in Eukaryota, Metazoa, Arthropoda, Malacostraca, Decapoda, Nephropidae. The record is from RefSeq and is a predicted model, not a curated record. Bases 1 to 507 code for a protein of 168 amino acids. The transcript has a single exon.